Messenger RNA from Acytostelium subglobosum LB1, 2196 nucleotides. RefSeq lists its product as hypothetical. Bases 1 to 2196 code for a protein of 731 amino acids. NCBI's taxonomy places the organism in Eukaryota, Evosea, Eumycetozoa, Acytosteliales, Acytosteliaceae. Gene Ontology annotation, molecular function: G protein-coupled receptor activity. The record is from RefSeq and is a predicted model, not a curated record. Gene Ontology annotation, biological process: G protein-coupled receptor signaling pathway. Gene Ontology annotation, cellular component: plasma membrane. The transcript is spliced from 2 exons.
AUGUCAUCAAACAUUAUCCAACAAACAACUACAUUGUUGUGGAUUGUGAUUGUUUGUUUGGCAUGUUGGACAACAGUUAUAGAUGCCCAACAUCCUUUUAAGAUUGCUGUUGUGGCCAACGGAAAGAUCAAUGACUUUGGAUUCAAUGCAAUGAUCAAUGAGGGUGUGAUCAGCGCACAGAGACUUCUAAACUCUACAAACAUCCACAUCUAUCCAGACAUUGGCAGGGGCAUCCUGAAUGACACCAUCGAGAGAUUGAUCAACGAUGGCUACAACGGCAUCAUCACCACGUCCACCGAGAUGACCGGCCCCACCAUAUUCUACGCCGGCAUCCAUCCCGAGAUCCGUUUCCUGACGCGUGGACGUAACGCCAACACCACGGCCAACCUGUCGUUCUUCUCCUACAACAUCGCCAUCUGCAACUACAUGAUUGGCUACUUUGCCGGCCUUUGGACACAGACCAAGAUGAUCGGAUACGUGGCGCCCGGCCUGCCCGACGUGGCCAACUACAAUGCCAAUGCACUGUUUGUUGGCGCACAGCGCGCCAGACCCGGCGAGAACGUCACCGUCACCGUGUGGAACACGGGCUCGUGGCACGCCGUUGACAAUGCCACUGGCGCCACAAACGAUAUCAUUGAUCGUGGCAUUGAUAUCAUCAGUCAGAACCAGGACGAUAACACUGUGGUCACUGCUGGACUCAAGCGAGGAGUGAUUGGCAUGGGUACCAAUGGAUAUCCACAAAGCAGACUCUAUGGUGAGAACAUUGCAUUUGGAUUUGUCACCAACUGGGCUCCAGUAUUCAUCAACUUCACCCAAUUGGUCAUUACCAAUUCCAGCUACUCCAGGAAGGACUGGGGAGACUUUAACAACAAAUUCCUCGAGCUCUCAAAGUUCAGUUUCCAAGUCAAUGCAACCAUCCGACAAAAGGUGAAUGAAGAGGUCGAAAGAUUGAUUGGCAUGCCAUUCACAUCACAUCCAUACUAUUGUAAUGAGUACAAUCACUUUAUCUUCCCCAAUAUGUCAGCAACCGUCAAUAAUUGUAUGUCUGUGGCACAGUUCUUCUUUAUGAAUGAUCCAUACCCAGGCAUCAAUUAUCUCGGCUACUACAAGGUUCCACUGACCAAGGUUGGCGUAUCGAUACCCGUGCUCAUAGGUCUGACCACUGCCUCGGGCGUCAUGAUCCUCCUGGCCGUUGUCCUGAUGAUCCUCGUGUUUAUUUACCGCAGCUCAUCAUCCAUUCGUUCGGCCAGUCCAUUCUUCUGCUACAACAUCAUCUUUGGAGGCAUCCUCACAUAUGUGGGCGUGAUCGUCUUCUCGCUCCCCAAGUCCGACGCCUCGUGUAACUUGCGCUUCUGGUUCCCAGCCGUCGGAUACGCACUGCUCAUUGGCAGUUUGGUCGUCAAGAACUUUAGAAUCUGGCUCAUCUUUGACAAUCCACGUCUAAAGGUUGUCCGUGUGACCAACUCCCAGCUGUACCCAUGGGUGAUGGGACUCGUGGCCAUCAUCGUUGCGCUUCUCAUUCUCAUGGCCGUUGGCCCUAUUGGCAACCUGCGCGCUGUCCAGUCGAAUGCCGGCCUGUCCAAAUAUCAGUUCACUGACACCUGUGAGAUGACCCGCGCAGGUUCCAUCCUGCUCAUCCUGGUACUGUGCGUCUUUGCCUUGCUGAUCAUGAUUGGCAGUUUUGUCUCAUGGAAGAUCAGAAUCGUGGACAUCCUCGAGUUCAACGAGUGCAAGCCCAUUGCCUAUGUGCUCUACGCAUGUCUCGUGACAAUCUUCAUUGUCGUGCCACUGAUGGUGUCGCCACAGACCGACACAUCACAGACAAUCAUCAUUGGCUCAGCCGCCCUGUUCAUCACCACCAUCUCGCUGCUGAUCCUGUUCAUCCCCAAGUUCUUCCGUGUCUACAACCUGGACUCGUCGUCGAGCUCCAUCUUUGAGAGCAUGGGCAACACCAAGCUCUCUGGCAUGAGUGGUCUGACCAGCAUGGUGUCCGAGAAUCCAGAGUCCAGAGCAGUGCCAUCGUUCGUCGUUGGUGAGGAGGGCAAUGUUACCGUGACCGUGACCCCUGAGCAUGUGUCAGCAUCGGCCUCGGGCACCACCUCGGCUUCCCUUUCAGGACCAGUACAUGCCACAUUCGAUUCCGAUGACGAAGACGACAGCAACGCAUCCAAGCCCCCAACCGAAACGUCUGCAUAA